This is a messenger RNA of Pieris macdunnoughi, 975 nucleotides long. The record is from the annotation of a GenBank genome assembly. Lineage: Eukaryota; Metazoa; Arthropoda; Insecta; Lepidoptera; Pieridae.
AUGUUAUGUUUUCAGGUUUGGCACAAAGGGUGCUUCAAAUGUCAAGAAUGCGGGAUGACUCUCAACAUGAGAACAUACAAAGGAUAUGGAAAACUACCUUAUUGCGAGUCACAUGUUCCAAAAGCGAAACAUACGACCAUGGCGGAAACUCCAGAGCUCAGGCGGAUAGCUGAAAACACGAGAUUGCAGAGUAAUGUCAAUUAUCAUGCCGAUUUCGAGAAAAGCAAGGGGAAAUUUACACAGGUAGCGGAUGACCCCGAAACUUUAAGAAUUAAAGCGAAUACGAAGAUUAUAAGUAACGUUGCGUACCACGGUGAAUUGGAAAAGAAGGCCCAGAUGGAGAGGCAGAGGCAGAUUAAUGAAAAUGGCGAAAUUGUUGAUCUCGCAACAAACGAUUAUCAACAUCAAAUCGACUCGUACGCAACGGAGAUGCUUCCAAAUCUACCGCCGAAAAAUCAUUACCAAACGCCAGCACGCCAAGAGUACAAGGAGAUUUACAACUACCCGCAAUAUGAGGAGUUGGCGUCGCAAUCGAAUUAUGGCUCGAAAAUUGGUAGGAUUCAAGAUUAUGACCCGUUGAGCGAUGGGCCGCGGGCGCCGCCCAACACUCAGCGGGCGUCGGCUACUUUGAUUUAUAACAGCUCCAGUGAUAAGAGAGGAACACAGCAAGUCCAACAACAGACCCGCAACAUAGGGCGCGUCACAGAUAUGGAUCCACUCGCGAAUGAGCAUCACCAAUCACAGGUCACGCAUCAGUCACACAGACCAGCUAAUCAUCACAAUCAGCGAGUCUACGUAGCGAUGUAUGACUACGAAGCUAAUGAUAGCGAUGAGGUAUCAUUCCGCGAGGGUGACCUUAUUUCAAAUGUCACGUCCAUAGACGAGGGAUGGAUGACAGGUCAAGUGUUAAGAACUGGCCACACUGGUAUGUUGCCAGCUAACUACGUCGAACUUGCCCCAAAUUACCCCAAUUAA